This is a messenger RNA of Pieris napi, 1333 nucleotides long. RefSeq lists its product as uncharacterized. The record is from RefSeq and is a predicted model, not a curated record. NCBI's taxonomy places the organism in Eukaryota, Metazoa, Arthropoda, Insecta, Lepidoptera, Pieridae. The coding region runs from base 128 to 541 and encodes 137 amino acids. The transcript is spliced from 3 exons.
GAUAAGUAGAUCAGUCGAGUCAAGAGAAAGUGAAACUUGGUUGGCCAGAGGUUGAUAUAAGAUUGUGCUGCGCUGCGCCGGCGCAGUCGAGAAAUCCCCUCGGACGCCGCUUGUCACGCCAUACACCAUGAACCUGUUCAUCUUUACGGCAGUACUUGGUGCAGCAUCAGCCCUUCCUUCCUACAUAGCGGUACCAUCAGAUCAGAUAGCCUUUCUGGAUCUGACCGCUCUCCGCGCUCGUCGGGUGCCAAGGCAGACUCUGGAACCACCUUCCCUUCCACAAGCUGCUUACCAAGAUGAUUACCAGCCUGUACCGUUGGAACAGUAUAACCAACCAAGCGUAGCUCUCGCACCUCCCCCACCACCACAAGCCCCAAGAAUACAGCAACAAGAGAAUAGAGCUGAACCAUUAGAACAAUAUGCAGAAAGACCUGCAGAUUUCGGGGAAUAUGUUGACUUUGGGGCUCAAACUGGAGAUAACGGAGCCUUUGGAUGGUAUGCGGACUAUCCACUCAACAAUCAAGAAUCGUAUAAACAUUAGAGUCUUUAAUGACUUAUCCAAUCAGUAUUAGACAAUCUUGCCAAGUUAGGUAUAUAACCAAAGAUUGACAUUGCAGAAUUACCGCACAUUUGUUUUAGACGGUUAAUUCCGCAUUCAGAGAUAGUUAGAUAGAUUAAUAAUGCAAAGUAAACUGUGAUAAGCGCUACGAUAGUUCACUUUAACACUCUAUCUGCUUAAAUAAUGCAUCUAUCAAGAUGCAGUAUUGUAUUUCCUAUUACUUUUCUUGCUUCUUCUUACUUUCUUAAAUACUUUAUUCUUGUUCUAUAUUUCAUGCUUCCUUUCUUUCUUCGCUUAUUCUACGUUAUCUAUAAUCUUGAUUCUUUUUUUUCAUUUCUAUAGACAUGCUUCUUUCUCUCUAUCACUUCCUUAUCGUACUUAUUUCCUUUCAUUACUUUCUAUACUUAUCUACGUUUAUAUCUUAAUCUAUUUCCACUUAUUUUUUUAGACUUAGACUAGACACAUACUUGAUUUAUAUUUAAGAAAUAUCUACGGCUGAUUUAGAUUUGGCUUUGGUAAUCUAGACAAGCAAUUGCUGAGGUCGAAGAUUUUAUAAAUAGCAACUAUUUAUUAAACAUUUACAAAGACUACCCACGGCAAUUUAAGCUGCGCCUUCUAUUGAGUAGACUAGUAUAUGAAAUAUCUGUUCAUGCAAGACCUAUUGUGUCUAAAGUUUCAUUUCUAUCUUCCUAUCAAGCCUUUUCUCUCUAUUCUUAAUCUUUAUACACUUUCUCUCAUCACGCUUUAUGUCUCCAAUCAUCAAUUAGUUUCUCU